GGUUUCAAAUCCAGCGUCAUAAAGAUAGAUACACCCUUUUUGUGAAAGAAAAAUGUAUAACAUCUGGACUCAUUCAAUGUAUUGAUAUUUUAGAUUGUCAGCCUUCAGUUCAUAGGGAGCGAACCCGCCAAAAAUCGGUAAAAACCACUCAAGAAGCGGGGUUGUACAGGCCACAAACGCGAAAUCCGCGUCGAAAUUAUAGCACCGCGACACCCCUACCCACCCUCACAUUCAUACCCACAACGCCAGGAUGCUGAGCUCCCCAUCCUCAUUUUACACGGCUUUGGAUUCCCCAUCGUCGCCGUCUCCAUCCUCCAUGGCAGAUAGCACAGAUGAACGUGGAAAUUCUUUAGAGAAUCCACAAUAUUGCCAAGCAAGCAAAAUCUCUAGAGAAAUUGAGGACCAUGUCAAAAUAUACUUUGAUGAGCGGAUGUAUAACCACGCACUCAUUCUACUUUCCGAUGUCCUUGCCUCUGGCAUUUCGCAUUCGACUGCAGCCUCAAAAGCUCCCUGUAUACCGAACCCCAAGUUUCUACAAAUAGCCAGCACAUUACUAGUACAUCCUAUUACUACAACUCGAGCCCAGCAUGAUCAUGUUGAAGUAGCCUCUAGAUCCAUUACCCUUCUACGAAAUACCCUUACCGAAAUUGGUCCUAAGAGCGCCAAUCUCCAAAAAGCAUUUUCCUUUGAAUCUGGCAGACACACCCGUCGAGUCUAUGGCGACGGAGAGACUGAUUCUAACAGUGAUGACGACGAUGAUAUCAAAGGGGUCAUGUCUCAAAAUGGGCUGUGGAGAUGCGCCAAGGACUUUUGGCAGAUAGUGGGCUGGUCGUUUAACUGCAGUGUUAGGUAUCCCAAGAGGUGGAGGUAUUGGAAGGUUCUUCUGGAGUAUCUAUUAGAUGUGCUGGAUGCGGACUGGCACGAACGAGAGACUAUGGAUGAAACGACAUUCAACGCUCAAAUAAAUCAGAACCAAGGGAAUGAGGAAAUUUCUCCCGGCCAUGAGAUGCUUCAAGACUCGUUAUUAGUACAAUAUCUGGGCGUCUCCGGUCAAAAUCGCAAUGGAACUGCUGUUAGGCGGAUUGUAAAGGCAGCCUUUGCGGACGGAUCCACGCAAUCUAUGAACGCAUAUCCAGAAAUUUUUGAAAACGAAACCAAAGACAUCAAGAAAGACGAAUCACAAAAAAGAAAAUGGGAGGACAGCAAAAGUACUAAGGAAAUGGGCUUUGGUGAUUUCGAUGAAGAGGAAGAGGGAGAUUUAGCAUCAGAUACAUCAGAGGGACAAGAGGAAGUAGCCCCAAAGCAGAAUAAGACAGGCAGUCCGACAUACUCUUCUAAUAUUGGAGACCCGGACUCUAUUCGCUUGCGUCAACGGGUUAUAACUCUGCUGUCACGCGUAUCCGCGACCCUCCCGGAAAAAUCCAUGCCACUACGCGAUGUUUACGAUCUCCUCGCAGAGUUCACCGUGGGACUUCCUAUCGCAUCAUUCUCACUUCUUCUUAAUAUUUCACAUACAUCACCUUUCCCUUCAGUGGUUCUUGUCUCGCUUAUACAACUAUUAUGCUCGCGAUAUCUUCCAAAAUCUGCAAUCCGUCCUCAAGAUGUCGAAAAUUUCAAUAACGACACACUUACGCAACGAAUCCUUGAAAUCUGCUAUCUUCCGCAUUGUCCUAUGACUUCAUCCAUAGAGGACAAUGCAAAAUAUUCAAUACUGGUAGAAAAUCUAUUUCGCCUAUUCUUGACAGAUUGUGAAGGUCUGCAUACACCUGAUUUGGAUGAUGCGAUUGAAAGGGGAAUUAAUGCAAGGGAGAAGAAGGCCAAGGUGGAUGGUAGACGGAAAGCAGAUGCAGUGAAGAAGGAGGAGGAAAUUGCGAAGGUCUUUCUAGAUGCAAGCUCAAGAAGACUAAGAAGUUUAGUGGAUUGGGUAGAACAGACCAGUUCUUAGUUGGAUUGUUAACAUCGCGUUGGAGUUAAUCACAUUUGGACUGAACGAGUUCACAUCAGCAAGGAGUUUACUGGUCAUUGGGGUUUUCAACGAUACCAUUUACUGUCAGGUUACGGAGGAAAAGCGUAUGUCAAUUUGAAGUUUUACAUAGACACGGUGGCUCGUGGAAAUCGUAGCAAGAACAUGGCAUUUCGAGCAACAGUAUAUCUUAAUAGAUACUCAUGAAGCA
Botrytis cinerea B05.10 is the source of this 2174-nucleotide messenger RNA. RefSeq lists its product as hypothetical. The record is from RefSeq and is a predicted model, not a curated record. NCBI's taxonomy places the organism in Eukaryota, Fungi, Ascomycota, Leotiomycetes, Helotiales, Sclerotiniaceae. The transcript has 3 exons. Bases 251 to 1945 code for a protein of 564 amino acids.